Messenger RNA from Penicillium mononematosum, 1065 nucleotides. Its product is annotated as amidohydrolase family protein. Gene Ontology annotation, cellular component: cytoplasm. The transcript has 3 exons. Gene Ontology annotation, molecular function: carboxy-lyase activity; hydrolase activity. Lineage: Eukaryota; Fungi; Ascomycota; Eurotiomycetes; Eurotiales; Aspergillaceae. The record is from RefSeq and is a predicted model, not a curated record. Gene Ontology annotation, biological process: secondary metabolic process. Bases 1 to 1065 code for a protein of 354 amino acids.
AUGCCUUCUCUUUUGCAGAAGCUCCUGCUAGGAAUUCCUCUGGCAUGCUUGGCUAGCGGCCAUUGCAUCGCAGAUUCCCUCGGCUCAAACUAUAAGAUCGACGUUCAUUCCCAUGUCGUUCCGUCUAUCUGGAGGGAGGAGUUGAUCUCUGCAGGCUUCCCAGUCAAGAAUGGUACUUUGUACACAGAUGGCUUCCCUGUCGCAGAUUGGACACUGGACGGGCAUAUUAGCACCAUGGAUAGCCUUGGAGUUAAUUACUCGACGAUUAGUGUCAGCGCGCCCGGCGUCUUCUUCCUAAAGGAAGCCCAAAAGGCCAAGUCACUAGCCCGCAGCAUCAACCUCCAGCUUCAUAACUACACUGGAACUCACCCGACUCGACUUGGAGCCCUCUGUCUUCUCCCUCUCCCUUACGUUGAUGAAGCCGUUGAGGAGUUGAAGUUCUGCCUGGAUACCCUCGGGUUCGUUGGCGUGGGGCUGUUCACCAACGCCAAUGGAACAUAUUUGGGCGACAAAUCCUUUGACCCUAUCUUCUCUGGCUUGGACGCACGCAACGCCAGCGCGCUUGUUCACCCAGCCGCUCCGGAUUGCACAUCUGUCGCCGGGGGCUGGCCCAUCCCGAUGACCGAGUAUCCUUUCGACACUGUGCGUGCGCUUGAGAGCAUGCUGUUGACGGGUCGACGUGCGCAAUAUCCGGACAUCAAGAUGAUCUUCACCCACGGCGGUGGCGCAAUCCCCUACUUGGCCUCCCGAAUCGCCGGGAUGGCCUCCCUUCCCUGGUUGGGUGGACUGUCUGUCCCUGAAUCCCUUGUGCAACUCGCCGGAUAUUAUUUUGAUACCGCUGCCUCGACUUCUGCUAUUCAGCUGACGGCUCUGAAGAGCUUCGUUGGCGCGGAUCAGAUCGUGACUGGAACGGACUAUCCAUAUGUUCCUGUCUCACAGGCGUCGUCGGGAUUAGCUGCGAUUGAGGGUAAUGGUAACUUUACCAGGGGGGAGAUGGGCAAGAUCAAUAAUCUGAAUGCCUUGACAAUCUUCCCGCGGAUUAUCAAUGCUUUGAAGCUCAACUGA